Molecule: messenger RNA, 2260 nt
Organism: Sphaeramia orbicularis (orbiculate cardinalfish)
Lineage: Eukaryota; Metazoa; Chordata; Actinopteri; Kurtiformes; Apogonidae
Exons: 15
Coding region: 12-1814 (600 amino acids)
Biological process (GO): immune response
Source: RefSeq, a predicted model, not a curated record
GGUUGAGGUCUAUGCAGAACAGCAUGGGGGCCAGAGCAUCUGUUUGGUUUAUGCUUCAUUGGAUGGUCACCUGCUCAGCUGUCUCUAUGGGAGGAAAGAAGUCUAAACCUGAAGUGGAGCCCCCUUUGCUUGAUAAAGAAUGGCAAGCUGUACCAUGGAAUGCCAAAGCUGAAUAUCUACAGUCUGUGAGCUGUUUUGAGCCUUUUAAGCCUCGUAAUGAUGAGAAGAAUGAAGAUCAACGUGUUAGAAUUCUGCUUCAUGGACCAACUGGUCACGGCAGAUCCAGUUUUAUCAACACUGUGGAAACUGUCUUACGAAGCAAAACGACUGACCGAGCUUUGGUGGAUUCAUGUGGUGGAAGGUCCUUCACCAAAAAGUACACAACAUACAAAAUUACAAAAGAAGAAGAUGGGACCUUUUACCCAUUUGUCUUCAAUGACAUUAUGGGCCUCGAGAAGGAUGAAGGAGUUUGUGAGGAGGACAUCAAACUAGCCAUGAUGGGACAUGUCAAAGAUGGUUACACGUUCAGUCCACACUCCACAUUAUCCAGAGAUGAUCCAUACUACAACACAAACCCCAGUCUGAAUGACAAAGUACAUGUUCUGGUUUGUGUCGUCUGUGCUGAUAAAGUACAUUUACUGGAUGAGGAUGUUAUGAAGAAGAUGAGGAAGGUGAGGCUGGAUGCUAGUGAUAUGGGGAUUCCUCAAAUGGCUAUUCUCACCAAAAUUGAUGAAGCCUGUCCUGAGGUCGAUGCAGACUUAAGAAACGUCUACAAAAGCAAGUAUGUGAAAAAACAGAACUGGGAUCCAAAGCCCCUCUUGGUGAUGAUCUGGCUGAGGGGGUUGAGGUCUAUGCAGAACAGCAUGGGGGCCAGAGCAUCUGUUUGGUUUAUGCUUCAUUGGAUGGUCACCUGCUCAGCUGUCUCUAUGGGAGGAUUCUUCUCUAAACCUGAAGUGGAGCCUCCUUCUCCACCAUUGCUUGAUAAAGAAUGGCGACCUGUACCAUGGAAUGCCAAAGGUGAAUAUCUACAGUUUGUGAGGGGUUUUGAGCCUUUUCAGCCUCAUAAUGAUGAGAGAAAUGAAGAUCAGCAUAUUAGAAUUCUGCUUCUUGGACCAGUCUGUCACGGCAAGUCCAGUUUUAUCAACUCUGUGAACUCCAUCUUACAAGACAGAGUGACUGGACGAACUUUGGCGGUUGCAUCUGGAACAACCUUCACGACAAAGUACACAACAUACAAAAUUACAAAAGGAGCACGUGGGACCUUCUACCCAUUUGUCUUCAAUGAUAUAAUGGGUCUUGAGAAGAAUGAAGGAGUUCGUGAGGACGACAUCAAACUAGCCAUGAUGGGACAUGUAAAAGAUGGUUACACGUUUAAUCCACACUCCACAUUACCCACAGAUGAUCCACACUACAACACAAACCCCAGUCUGAGUGACAAAGUACAUGUUCUGGUUUGUGUCGUCUCUGCCGAUAAAAUAAAUUUGAUGGAUGAUGAUGCUGUGAAGAGGAUGAGGACUGUGAGGCUGGCAGCUAGUGAUAUGGGGAUUCCUCAAAUGGCUAUUCUCACCAACAUUGAUGUAGCCUGUCCUGAGGUCAAAGCAAACUUAAGAAACGUCUAUAAAAGCAAGUAUGUGAAAGAAAAGAUGGAGCUUCUGAGUGAAUCACUGGGUAUUCCACUGAACUGCAUCUUUCCUGUGAAGAACUACCACUCAGAAAUUGCUCCAAAUGAUGACCUUGAAAUGCUGAUACUGAUGGCACUGAAACAGAUGCUCAACCAAGGAGAAGAUUUUGUGAACGACUGUAAAUGCACAUGAGACAAACAUUGCUUCAGUUCAUCAUGAAAAGAAAUCAUGUAAAAAACUGAUAUUGUCAUUUUUGGCUGUAGGAAGCGUAGAUUUAUGGCUUCAUUUAAAAUGACAUCUCAUAUUACACCUAAUAAAUCAAGCAGAAGUGCACUAGUUUUGCACAGAUUUUUAACUAAACUUGUAAAUGUAAAUACUGAGACAAACUUUGCUUCAGCCCAACAUGAAAAAGAAUUGUAAAAAAUUCAUAAUGUAGUCAUAUGCUAUGGGAAACACAUGUAGGCCUUAGUUUACAGUUACUGUAUUAUACCUGACAAAGCAAGUAGAAGUGCACUGGUUUAGUGGAGAUCCUGAAUUAGUUAAACACUAAUAUAUAAAAAAAAAAUACUCAAUAUAUUAUUCAUAUCACAUAUUGCUUUCCAAACAUUUUCUUUACAACAAUAUGUUCAUAUACUUUA